Molecule: messenger RNA, 1317 nt
Organism: Orycteropus afer afer
Lineage: Eukaryota; Metazoa; Chordata; Mammalia; Tubulidentata; Orycteropodidae
Gene: GJC2
Product: gap junction protein gamma 2
Exons: 1
Coding region: 1-1317 (438 amino acids)
Biological process (GO): cell communication
Cellular component (GO): connexin complex
Source: RefSeq, a predicted model, not a curated record
AUGACCAACAUGAGCUGGAGCUUCCUGACGCGGCUGCUGGAGGAGAUCCAUAACCACUCCACCUUCGUGGGCAAGGUGUGGCUCACGGUGCUCAUCGUCUUUCGCAUUGUGCUCACAGCGGUGGGAGGGGAGUCCAUCUACUCCGAUGAGCAAAGCAAGUUCACGUGCAACACGAGGCAGCCAGGCUGUGACAAUGUCUGUUACGAUGCCUUCGCCCCGCUGUCCCACGUGCGCUUCUGGGUCUUUCAGAUAGUGGUCAUUUCCACGCCCUCCGUCAUGUACCUGGGCUACGCCAUCCACCGCCUGGCACGGGCCUCUGAGGAGGAGCGACGCCGUGCGCUCCGCCGCCGCUCUGGUCGCCAGCCGGGUCCCCGCCGCCCGCCGCCGCCGCCUCCGCCGCUGCCGCCCCACCCCGGCUGGCCUGAGCCCUCGGACCUGGGCGAGGAGGAGCCCAUGCUCGCCCUGGGCGAGGAGGAGGAGCUGGAGGCAGCCGAGGGCCUGGGCGAAGAGGAGGAAGAGGCGGCAGCGAUGGCCGCCAAAGUGGCCGAUAUGGACAGCAAAACCGCAGCGGGGGCCACAGGCCAGGCCGCCAAGCACGACGGGCGGCGGCGCAUACAACGCGAGGGUCUGAUGCGCGCGUACGUGGCGCAGCUGCUGGCGCGUGCUGUCUUCGAGGUCGCCUUUCUGGUGGGCCAGUACUUGCUGUACGGCUUCGAAGUGAGGCCUUUCUUCCGCUGCAGCCGCCAGCCCUGCCCACACAUGGUUGACUGCUUCGUGUCGAGGCCAACAGAGAAGACCGUCUUCCUGCUGGUCAUGUACGUGGUCAGCUGCCUCUGCUUGCUGCUUAACCUCUGCGAGAUGGCUCACCUGGGUCUAGGCAGCGCGCAGGACGCCGUGCGCGCGCGCCGCCGCCCGCCCGUCGCUACCCCAGGCCCUGUGCCACGCCCGCCUCCGCCAUGCCCCUUCGCGCCCGCUGCGCCCGGCCCAGUAGGACCGCCAGACUACAGCCUGGUAGUGCGCGCUGCUGAGCGCGCGCGCGCCCAUGACCAGAACCUGGCCAACCUGGCACUGCAGGCUCUGCGUGAGCGUGGCCGCCACAGCCCCCCCUCACCCGAUCUGGCCGCUGUUGCGCGGGCUGCGCCCCGGGCCGCAGGCCUUGCCACCUCCUCCCGAACCGGCAGCGCCACCUCUGGGGGCACUGUCGGGGAGCCAGGCCGUCCAGGCGGAGCCCCUGAGCGGCAGGGCGCCAAGCCAAAGGCCGGCUCUGAGCCAGGCAGCGCCAGCAGCAGGGACGGCAAGACGACCGUAUGGAUCUGA